This is a messenger RNA of Rhizophagus irregularis DAOM 181602=DAOM 197198, 2971 nucleotides long. RefSeq lists its product as uncharacterized. Gene Ontology annotation, cellular component: mediator complex; mitochondrion. NCBI's taxonomy places the organism in Eukaryota, Fungi, Glomeromycota, Glomeromycetes, Glomerales, Glomeraceae. The record is from RefSeq and is a predicted model, not a curated record. Gene Ontology annotation, biological process: mitochondrial translation; leucyl-tRNA aminoacylation. Gene Ontology annotation, molecular function: leucine-tRNA ligase activity; aminoacyl-tRNA deacylase activity; ATP binding.
UUGGAUGUUUUUUAUAUUAAUAAAUAUAGAAUUUCGAUUUCUAAUUUAGGCUAGUCAGUAGAAAUAAGUUUAUCGAUAUCAAAGCACAUGAGUAAAAUUAUUUGUAUUUAUCUAAUGUUAUCACAUCUAUAUUUCAACGGACGCGUUAUAAGGACGCGUGGGUUCAUAGUUUUUCGAAAUAAGUUACGCUUUUAUUCCGAGCAAAAAAACUUAGAUUUGCUAGCUAUAGAACGUAAAUGGAGAGAAAGAUGGAAACAAUUAAAGAAUAGACCCAAAAAUCAAGAAAAUAAACAAAAAUUUUAUAUAUUGGCUAUGUUUCCAUAUCCAAGUGGUAUGUUACAUAUGGGACAUGUAAGAGUAUACACCAUUAGCGAUACUAUUUCAAGAUUCAGGAAAAUGUUAGGUCACGAGGUAAUUCAUCCUAUGGGUUGGGAUGCGUUCGGACUCCCAGCUGAAAAUGCUGCAAUUGAGCAUGGUAUUCACCCAGUUGAUUGGACAGUAUCAAACAUUAAAGCCAUGAAGAUGCAAAUGGAAAAAAUUUUGACAGAUUUUGAUUGGGAUAGGGAAUUAUCUACCUGUAACUCAGACUAUUACAAAUGGACGCAAUAUCUCUUCCUUAAACUGUAUAAAAAUGGUUUAGCUUACCAAAAAGAAGCUGUUGUCAAUUGGGACCCAAUUGAUCAAACCGUGUUGGCAAAUGAACAGGUAGAUGGCGAGGGGCGUUCUUGGCGCUCAGGUGCUAAAGUAGAACUUCGAAAGUUAAAACAAUGGUUUUUUAAAAUCACAGACUUUGCUGAGCCAUUGUUGAAAGAUCUUGAUAAGUUGAAUGAAUGGCCAGAUCGCGUUAAGCAAAUGCAACGUUAUUGGAUUGGAAAAUCCGAAGGUGCUGAAUUUGAUUUUAUUGUGAAUUUGAAUAGAAAGUAUAGAGAGACAACAUUUCUUAUAAAAGUGUUUACUAGCAGACCAGAUACCAUUUUUGGUGUGCGUUACCUAGCUAUAUCUACAGAUCAUGCUCUCGUAUCAAAAGAUUUUCUUCAGUCAGAUGUUUAUUCUAAAGUAUUGAAACUUGCAGAAGAAAUGAAACAAUAUUUAAUUGGAGCGAACGAAAAAAAAAAAUCCACCAAAGGGAUCAAUACUGGUCUUUACGCAACUCAUCCUAUUACUGGAGCAACGAUUCCUAUUUACGUAGCUUCAUAUGUUGUUUCUGAUUAUGGAACGGGAGCUGUAAUGGGAGUUCCUGCACAUGAUCAACGUGAUUGGAAUUUUACCAAAGCAAAUCGGAUAGUUGACGAGAAAGAUAUCAGAAGAGUUGUAAAGCCUUACAGUGCGAAAUUCAUUGAAGAGUGUGAAGUUUAUACAUCAUAUGGAAUAUUAACAUCAGAUUGCGGUCAAUAUGCUGGAAUGUCCAGUGAAAAUGCAAUAAAUGCAAUCGUCAAUGAUGCUGAAAAAAGAGGAUAUGGUCGUUCAGCUGUUCAAUAUCGUCUUAGAGAUUGGCUAAUAUCAAGGCAGCGGUACUGGGGCGCCCCAAUUCCUAUGAUACAUUGUUCAAGAUGUAACGUUGUGCCUGUUCCCGAGUCAGAAUUACCAGUUAUUUUGCCAACGAACAUUUCACUUACUGGGCGUGGUGGUUCUCCUUUAAAAUACGUAAAAGAUUGGUUAAAUACCAAAUGUCCAAAGUGCCACGGUCCUGCAGAAAGAGAUACAGACACCAUGGAUACUUUUGUUGACUCAUCGUGGUAUUUUAUGCGUUACACUGAUCCAAAUAAUAUUUUAUUGCCAUUUUCACAUGAUAAAGCAUCCAAAUAUCUUCCUAUUGACGUAUAUGUUGGUGGCGUAGAGCAUGCGAUUUUACAUUUAUUGUAUUCAAGAUUUUUUACAAAAUUUUUAUAUAAACUGGGUAUGUAUAAACCAAUACACAAUAAUACUCAAGGACGCGAUGAACCGUUCAGGCAAUUGGUAACACAGGGAAUGGUUCAUGCUAAAACCUUUAAAGACCCUUUAACUGGGAGAUUUUUAAAACCUGAAGAAGUCGAUCUAUCAAAUCCUAAUGAACCUAUACAGAAAUCAACCAGACUGGCUCCAGAAAUAUCAUUUGAAAAAAUGUCUAAAAGCAAAUAUAACGGGAUUGAUCCAGAAAUAACUAUCGAAAAGUAUGGUGCAGAUGCUACGCGUUUGCAUAUGCUUUACAAAGCUCCUGUAUCCGAAAUUCUUGAAUGGGAAGAUUCAAGUAUUGUAGGUAUGCAAAGAUGGAUUUUACGUGUUUGGAGGUUAGUUGAGAGCAUCGCUAAUUUUCCCCGACAAAGUGAUGAUCUCAUAUUGAAUAUGAGCAUGAUGAGCAACGAAGAAAAAGAAACAUAUAGAUUAAUAAACUUUACAAUAAAGGAGUUGACAACAAUAUUUUAUGAUACUUAUUCAUUCAAUACAGCAGUUUCUUAUUUGAUUAAAUUAACAAACCAUCUUACAAGUAUUUCCCCAAAUGUUAAUAUGUCUCGGCCAGUUUAUAUAUAUGGUGUUAAAUGUUUAGUUAAAAUGAUGGCACCGAUGGCUCCAAGUUUAGGAGAAGAAUUUUGGGAGGUUUUGAAUAAGGGAAGGGGAACUCGAACAAUCUUUGAAGAAUCUUGGCCAAAGGUUGAUAACAAAGGGUUAAGCGUUGAAGAAGUUACUUGUGUUGUGCAGAUUAAUGGCAAAAUGCGAUUUUCCCUUCAGGUUCCGUCUUCAAUUUUAAAAGAUAAUUUAAUGGUUGAAAUGUUAAUUCGUAAGUCUAAUAAUGGCCAGAAAUGGAUUGAAGAAAAUCAAACUGGUAAAAAGAUUAAACGUGUAAUCCAUGCUAAUGGUGGGAAAAUUGUUAAUUUUGUUUUUGAAAAUAAUCAAAGAAAGGAAUAAGAAAAGUAUCAAUGAUAAUAAAUUAUUUAAAUCGAAAUAAAAAGUUCUUUAAAUAAAUAACUUUAUUCUUAUUUCUUUAUAAAGUAAC